GGUUCGCAAGGGCAUAUUCAUUUAUUUAUCAUCUUCAUCCCAUCCAUCGCUUGUCUCUCGAUCUUCCAAAUUGAUGCCAGAAAAGAUUGCAAAUUCCCCUUCCCAUUUCCACCUCGACUCAAACUGAUAAAUCUCCAUGAACGAAUUUCAUCCAAUUGACGACCUUCGUUGAUUUCGUCUUUCUUUUGAUCUUUCAUAUGACGAGUCAAUCCACUUGGAGAAAUAACUUCUUUCCCGAUGAAGUCGUUGUUCAGAUACUCGCGCGAUUACCCGUCAAAGCCCUUUUCAGAUGUAAAUCCGUCAGCAAAAGAUGGUAUGAACUAACCUCCGAUAAAUUUUUCUUCCGAUUAUACAAUGAAGUUUCAGCUAAGAAUCCCAUGUUGUUGGUAGAAAUUUCUGAUUCAUGCGAAUCCAAAUCAAGCUUUGUUUACGUUGAUAGAUUGAAAGGUGUAUCUGAAUUUUCCUUGGAUUUUAUCAAAGACAGAGUUAAGGUUAGAGCUUCCUGUAAUGGCCUUUUGUGUUGUUCUAGUGUUCCAAACAAAGGUGUUUAUUAUGUCUGCAAUCCUAUGACUAGACAAUAUAAGCUUCUACCAAAGAGCAGGGAAAGACCCUGUUCUCGUUUUCAUCCAGAUGGGGAAGCCACUCUUGUUGGCUUGGCUUGUGAUUUGUCUUUGGAAAAGUUUAACGUUGUUUUGGCAGGUUAUCAUCGAUCUUUUGGCCAAAGGCCGGGAAAGACAUUCACAUGUUACAUAUUUGAUUCUGAAUCAACCAAAUGGAGGAAAUUUGUGUCAAUACAAGAUGAUUAUUAUUUCACUCAUAUGAACAGAAAUCAAGUUGUGUAUGUUAAUGGUUCGCUUCAUUGGUUGACUGGAAGUUACAGUUAUAUACUUUCUCUGGAUCUGAAAUCCGAUACAUGGAGGAACAUAUCAUUGCCAGAUGAGGUGUGUCGUGGUAAUGGGUAUAGAGUUUAUCUGCUAGAAUCAAACGGGUUUUUGUCACUGUUUCAGAUAUCCGAUGCUUGGAUGAUUAUAUGGGUAUUGAAAGACUACGAGAGGGAAGAAUGGGAAGUGGUGGAUAGAGCCAGUCUUCGAUGUAUAAAGGGAAUGGUUCCUAGUAUCUUCCCGAUCUGUCAUACAAAUCAAUGUGUGUUUCUUGCUACCCAUAAGCAUGUUUUGGUUUAUCAGCCGGAUGGUAGAGUUUGGAAAGAAAUGUACUCGUUGAAGAAUGGAGCGACACUUCCUUUGUGGUUUUCUUCGUAUCCAUUCCGAACCACAAUAUUCCCUUGUCAUUAAAAGAAGACUCUAGUUUUCUUAAAUACUUUUGUGUAAAUACAUGCCUGUCAUGCUCUAUUGAUGUUAGAUCAGUAGUUCUGUUAAUUGGUAUGAAGAAGUUUGUAUUUGGUUCCAACUUUGGAAGAAGAAUCUAUUACCUUUCAGCUAUCUUACUUUGAUCGAUAUUAGGGUUUCGAAUCAUAAUUGGUAGACAAUGCUGGAAUUGUUAUCAAAAAGCUUUCGCUGUUUGCAGUUUGUUUGUAUAGGAUUGUGAUGGAUAGCAUCCACUCAAUGUGUUAUCCUUUAAGGAUAUAUUUUGUCCUUUCAUGUUC
Impatiens glandulifera is the source of this 1603-nucleotide messenger RNA. Its product is annotated as F-box protein At5g49610. The record is from RefSeq and is a predicted model, not a curated record. Gene Ontology annotation, molecular function: protein binding. The coding region runs from base 198 to 1292 and encodes 364 amino acids. Lineage: Eukaryota; Viridiplantae; Streptophyta; Magnoliopsida; Ericales; Balsaminaceae. The transcript has a single exon.